AUGGAAACGGAAACAAGAUCAGCUACCCCUUCCCGCGCCCCAGCCCCGUACCUCAAAGUUUCCUCACCCAACCUCACCACCGACUGGGACGAGCUAGCCGACACCUACUGGGAGUCAUGGAAAAACCCCCGAACAGCAUGGAGCGAGAUCAGCUGCCCUUUCAUAGGCAGCAACACUGCCGAAGAAGCGCACGCGCGGGCCGAGUUCAAGAAACGCGGCCUGGUACAGAUCCACAACGACCCGAGCACGCACAUGCUCAAAUGCACUGAUACACGGUCAGGCCGCAUCAUCGGCGGCGGCAUGUGGAGGGUCCAUCGUACGAACCCCUACCGCGCGCCUCUACACGAAGAACAAGCAGUGGCUUUCCCCGAAGGGAGCGAAAUGCGGGAGUUGGCCGAGAGCGCGUGGUCCGAGCUGUCGAAGUGGCGGCAGCGAUUGAUGCAGGAUGCGCAUAUCUCCGGAGAAGAAUUUUGGGCUCUCCCGGAGUACCGGUCCCAAGGCGCAGGAAACCUUCUCCUAGACGAGUUUUUGCGAAUUAUUGAUGACCACCAGCUCGAAGCCUUUGGAGAGGUCACACACCUCAGUCGUCAUCACUUGGAGAAGCGCGGGUUUGUGGCUAUCGCGUACGCAGACGUGAAGUGCCCGCGGGCGAAUCCGAGCGAGAACUUGAAGCGGUUGGUGAGGAAUAUGCAGCAGCACCCGCUGUGUAUCAUUUGGCGGCCGGCUGGAGGGGGCUACGUCGAGGGGAAGACCAUUCUACCCUGGGAGGGACAGCCGCGGCGGGCGAGGUUGUAG
Messenger RNA from Aspergillus campestris IBT 28561, 795 nucleotides. RefSeq names its product putative GNAT family acetyltransferase. Lineage: Eukaryota; Fungi; Ascomycota; Eurotiomycetes; Eurotiales; Aspergillaceae. The transcript is spliced from 2 exons. The record is from RefSeq and is a predicted model, not a curated record. The coding region runs from base 1 to 795 and encodes 264 amino acids.